This is a messenger RNA of Anguilla anguilla (European eel), 1844 nucleotides long. RefSeq names its product potassium channel subfamily K member 5-like. Bases 344 to 1675 code for a protein of 443 amino acids. Gene Ontology annotation, molecular function: potassium ion leak channel activity. Lineage: Eukaryota; Metazoa; Chordata; Actinopteri; Anguilliformes; Anguillidae. The transcript is spliced from 5 exons. Gene Ontology annotation, biological process: potassium ion transmembrane transport; stabilization of membrane potential. The record is from RefSeq and is a predicted model, not a curated record. Gene Ontology annotation, cellular component: membrane.
ACUGGCGUACAGCCAUCAGAAUGAAAGAGAAUGAACCUGCAUGGAUAUGACGUUACUCCUGUGGUACAGUUCAGUCUAACUGCAUGGCGAUUGCAGCGGAAAGUUAAACUACGCAGCUGUCCAGGAACAGUUAAUUUACCACUGGCGCAGAAAACAUUUUAAAAAUAAGUUUGGACAAUGAAGAAAUUUGCGAGCAGAAAAGUUUUACCCAACACCGAACUGAACUAUGUGGAAUUCCAGAAACAACCCAUGCCGAACGCUGUGUAAGGAUUAACCUCUAAAUUCAGAUCUUUUUUUUCUUUCAUACGCAGGAGAGGUCUGUUUUAAGUUACAGGAUUUAAGUAUGGAGGACAAAGGCCCUUUGUUGACUUCAGCUAUUAUUUUCUACCUGUCCAUCGGGGCAGCAAUCUUUCAAAUUCUUGAAGAACCGAACUGGGAGAUUUCAGUUGCAACUUACACAACUCAGAAGGAAGAGAUACUUAAAACCUAUCCCUGUCUCAAGAAAGAGGACUUGGAAAAGAUUUUGAAGGUAGUGUCAGACGCUGCUGGGCAGGGCAUCGCCAUCACAGGAAACAAGACCCUCAGGAGCUGGACUUGGCCAAAGGCUGUUGUCUUUGCUGCCACUAUUAUCACCACCAUAGGUUAUGGGAACAUUGCCCCAAAAACUGUUGGUGGCCGGGUUUUCUGCAUCUUCUAUGGUCUGUUCGGAAUUCCACUGUGCCUCACCUGGAUCAGUGAACUGGGCACAUUCUUCGGGUCCAGAGCAAAGAAGCUGGGGCAUUACUUGAUCAAGAAAGACUUCACCGUGCGCAAAGCCCAGUUAGUCUGCAAUGCCGUCUUUGUCCUGUGGGGGGUGAUGGUCCACCUGGUGAUCCCUCCCUUCAUCUUUAUGCAUCAGGAGCAAUGGUCCUAUGUCGAGGGCUUGUAUUUUUCUUUCGUUACUGUGACGACCAUUGGCUUCGGGGAUCUAGUUGCAGGUGUUAACCCAGAUAUAGAUUACCCUGCACCAUAUCGCUGCUUUGUGGAGUUGUGGAUUUGCAUGGGCCUGGCCUGGCUCAGCCUGUUCUUCACCUGGAAUGUGAACAUGGUGGUGAGAGCCCACAAGGCCUUCAAGAAGAGAAGGAAGCAUCGAAGAUCAUCCCUGGAUGAACCACAGAACCACACAAAAGACAGCAAAACCCAGUGUCAGUGCCACACUGCUGCGGAUGAAGUCAACAUCUUCAAAUUCCUUUCAGAGAAACAGGAUGGAUACGCUGAGCUUGUCAUGAAGAUCGGGACAGAGAUGACAGAGAACAGGAUAGGGAAGGAGUUGGUGAGGUCUCAGAGCUGCAGUGACAUUCGUAAUUUUGGUAUCAUCCAAAAAUUGGAGCACUCACCCUUUCAUAAGAAACGUUUCAGCUUCAAGAACAUGGAUCUCUCCAAGAACAAAAGCCAACAAGGCUUAGAGAAUGAAAUGCUCCUGAUGGAUAAACACACAGACACCAACACGAAGGAGAGCAAGCUGGGCCAGAAUUCCAUGGAGGAGGCAGUUAUUGUGUGUCACUCCCAGUUGGGCACUCUUCAGAAUGCUAAGCGCUUCAUCGAUGAUGAACCGCCCUUGACCUUGGAUGGCAUUAAGACCACACCUUCCAACGAGCACAUGGAGUCAGGGAACAAACCUUCAGGGGAACAGUGAUAUUGUUAAAGAGGUGUCAUUUUUCAUUGUCAAUGGCUCUUACUACUGCCACUAUUUCCGGAAGCUGUUGGAGGACCAUACUUAGAUACUGAGACAUCUAUCACCGUGCGUUGUCCCCAUCUUCUGACCACAUCAAACGCAGUACCUCACGACAAGAAAAUGGCUGUUU